AUGUCACUGAGAGGAUUGGAGCUCGACUAUCCACUAUUUGUGGCCGAAUUUCUCGACAAGGAUCACGUGAUCGUCGGCGGAGGCGGCGGAGAGGGAAACCACGGCAUCCCCAACAAGCUGAGCAUCGUCAAGAUCAAGGGACCCGACAUGCCCAAGAAGAUCUCCGAGAUUGAGCUGUCGAAAAAAGAAGACAAUCCCACGAGCUUAGCAAUUUUCGACAAGAACACCAUUUACGCCGGUGUAAACAGCAACAGUGAAACUCUCAAGAGCGGCAAGAACCAGCAUCUGCGACUCUUCUCGCUCUCGGACGACAAGGAGAAAUGGAGCGAAACCAAGUCCUCACAAGUCUUUGAAGACGUUGGCAUUCUCGACUACCAGAAGGGGGCGCUGGCUGUGCCCAAGCACAAGUCUGUGAUUCUCAGCAACUCCACGGCUCCUGGAUACAUCUACUCCAUUGAUGUCAAGGAUCACGCAGUCAACUUCCAGGAGAAGACCGAGAGUGAGAUCAACGGCAUGUCUCUGUCUCUGGACGAGUCCAAGUUUGUCUACGUGACGGACAAGACUCUUGUUGUAGCCAACUCGGCCGACGGAAAGCACAUUUUCAACUCGGAGUCUAUCAAGGGCGAGACCUUCUCCCGGGCUGCCUUCCUCAAGUCCUCGGCGGUGGUUGCUGCUAUUGCUGUGGGAGCCAAGGAUGGUAUCAAGCUGGUCAAGAUGCACGGAGACAAGUUCGAAGAGGUGUCAUUCAGCUCGUACAAGAACCUCAAGAAGGUGACUGCUCUGGCCUGCCACGACAAGUACAUCUUCACUGCCCACCAGGACCUCAGUCUAUCCAUUUUCUCCGCCGACAACCUGCGUCUGCUCAAACAGUACAAAGAGGCCCAUGAGUUUGCCAUCACCCGAGUUGCUCUUAACGAGGAUGAGACCAUGGCUGUCUCUGUGUCUGCUUCCAACACUCUCGGAGUCAUUGAUAUCCCUGCCGAUGGCAACUUUGGAGGCAACAAGCUGUUUGACAUUAUCAUUCUGACCAUUCUCAUCCUGUUUGUGGCCAUUGCUUACCAGAAGAUUGUUGGAACCCGUCAGUGGUAG
Yarrowia lipolytica CLIB122 is the source of this 1089-nucleotide messenger RNA. RefSeq lists its product as uncharacterized. Lineage: Eukaryota; Fungi; Ascomycota; Dipodascomycetes; Dipodascales. Gene Ontology annotation, molecular function: guanyl-nucleotide exchange factor activity; GTPase activator activity; protein binding. The record is from RefSeq and is a predicted model, not a curated record. Gene Ontology annotation, cellular component: endoplasmic reticulum membrane. Gene Ontology annotation, biological process: protein secretion.